Molecule: messenger RNA, 1795 nt
Organism: Daphnia magna
Lineage: Eukaryota; Metazoa; Arthropoda; Branchiopoda; Diplostraca; Daphniidae
Product: formin-like protein 16
Exons: 5
Coding region: 172-1548 (458 amino acids)
Source: RefSeq, a predicted model, not a curated record
AUGGGCCAGCAUGCUGGUCUACGUUAUACAACGAAAAACAAUUGACUUGUGUGGUUGUGCGUUUUGCCAUCUCCUCGUUUGUGCAAGUGCAAGUGGAUAACCUGCAUUGCAAUUGGCCGGCGCUUGUUUAAGCGCUUAGGUGUGAAAAGCCUUCUUCCGAACAGCCCUGCCAUGGCUAAGAAUAAAAUUGUCUUUCUACCAGUAUUCACGGUGAUUCUUGUCCUUAUCUGUCCGCAAAAUGCCAUCCACGGAAAACAGAAUUUCUUUCGGCGUUGGAUGUCUCGUUCAUCUUUGAACAAAUGGUCCUUCGCCAAAUCACGCCAGGACGUGUUCGGCGUGGGAGUUGGCCUCGUCGGUCCUGAUGUCUACGAUCCUGGUUUAAGCGCAGCUCGCUGGACAACGUCUGACGUGGUGCCCGCACAGCAUGCCGUCCUCAUCGAUAGCUCGAGGAACCUUAUUCGUAAUGACGGACUGGUGGCUCAAACUGAUGGGAACGGUGGGGCGAUUGCAGGGCCCAUAGUGGCGGGUGUUGCAGGCGCGGCGGCGGGAGCGGCCGGUGCGGCGGCCGUAGCAAGCGUUGCUGCUCUUGCUGCCAAAUCAUCUUUGCUCUGGUGGAUUGCUAGUGGUAUGACAGGUCAAAAACCGAAACCACCUAAACCGCCCAAAGAUCCCAAACCUCCACACCGUCCAAAACCACCGAAAGACCCGAAACCGCCAAAAGACCCGAAACCGCCAAAAGACCCAAAACCGCCCAAAGACCCAAAACCGCCCAAAGACCCAAAACCGCCCAAAGAUCCAAAACCGCCUAAAGAUCCCAAACCGCCAAAAGAUCCCAAACCACCCAAAGAUCCCAAACCGCCAAAAGAUCCUAAACCGCCCAAAGAUCCAAAACCGCCGCAUCAUUGGAAGCCGAUCAAGGGUCCGAAACCACCGAAACAUCCGAAACCGACAUGGGAUGAUAAACCGCCGCAUCAUUGGAAGCCGAUCAAGGAUCCGAAACCCCCAAAACAUCCGAAGCCACCGAAAGAUCACAAACCACCAAAACACCCAAAACCGUGGCAUCACCUCAAACCGAUAAAGGAUCCGAAGAAAGGAGAACUGGGAGAUUAUGAAUACGUGACAGAGGACUAUGAUAACGUGGAAUGGACAACGAUGGAAAAUGCAAUACUUGAAACCACUACCGAAACAACGUUUACCCAUCUAACAUUCUGCCAGGACGGGGAUGAUUUGAUUGAUUCACCGAUGGAAGUGGUUACGGACGUAGCCAGCGGAUCAUUUACCAUAAAAGGGAAAGACGAGAAAAACUGUUCGUUAAGUAUCACAGAGCCUACCGGUGAAAACAUCAGCUUGUCGUGCGACAUAAUCACGCUUGGAAAUGAUGAAUCAUCUAUAAAGAUUACAGACGGAAUCGCCGUUGUGGCUGACGCGAAUGUUCCAAAUUCCGGGGUCUUCAGCUACACAUCGAUGACAAACGAGUUGAUUUUGAAUAUUAGAAAACGUGGAACACCGGACUAUUCGUGUUGGUGGACUCCAGUUUAUGCUAAUUAAUAAUACCCUCCACCCAUGCGUCUCAUUUUUAUGACCCAAAUCCCUUAUCACCUCGUUAACAAACACGGCCUUUAUUUAUUAUAAUAUUUAUGCUACCUUUGCAUUAUAUCCCACUGAGAUGUAUUAAAUGUCAAAUAGUUUAAACCGAUAAAAAUUUAAUACUUUGUUGUCAAACGUAUAUAUCGUAAAAAUCAAUUAAAUAUUUUCUAUUUCAACCGUGGCAACAUAAGACGCCUCGCAUACGUUA